AUGGGACCUCCAAACCGCCCUACUAAAGAAGUUCGCAAGCAAGGGGGACAUGCCGAACACCUACCUUUCCAACUAAGUCCAAGGCGAGGACCUUUAAUUGACGAUGCGUUCCGUCGUCAGCAAGCGGUGGCCGACAAGGCCCUUUUCCCUAAAUAUCUUGGGAAGCGAAGAGGACAGGUUCUUAAGACAGGACAGGAAAUCGGGUUUUCUGAAUAUCUCUCUUCUGGCCUAUUAAGAGAGCUGUUCACAAGCAGUGGUUAUGAGCUCUUUCUUGUUCCGGUUCAGAAGAGGGCAAGCAGCUUUCAUUUGACUAAUGGUAGGGCUUUAAAGAGUAGGCGGUUCGCCCGACUAGGAACACGUGGAUCCAGGGAACCUGGCUCGGGAACAGCUUCGUACUAG
This is a messenger RNA of Ilex paraguariensis (yerba mate), 399 nucleotides long. The record is from the annotation of a GenBank genome assembly. NCBI's taxonomy places the organism in Eukaryota, Viridiplantae, Streptophyta, Magnoliopsida, Aquifoliales, Aquifoliaceae.